Molecule: messenger RNA, 651 nt
Organism: Hyposmocoma kahamanoa
Lineage: Eukaryota; Metazoa; Arthropoda; Insecta; Lepidoptera; Cosmopterigidae
Product: dynein heavy chain 1, axonemal-like
Exons: 5
Coding region: 1-651 (216 amino acids)
Source: RefSeq, a predicted model, not a curated record
AUGUAUAGCAAAAAGAAAAAGAUAAAGCGCCACGAUGUGAUCUACGACAACAUCUCCAGGGAUGCGAUACCCAAAAGGGGUUACUACUCGGAAUUGGUUUCUGAAAUUACUAAGGAUGAUCCUACAAAAGACUUAUGUGCUAAAAAGCGAAUGAAACUAAUAUUACAGGCCAAAACGGAGAAAUUAGCGCCCACCCUUAUAUCGCUGCCGAAACCUCAUAAACCAAAGUUACUUCUUCCACCCGGGCGUUGGACUACAUAUAAAGAAGAUGACAGUGUUCAAUUCCCGUUUGAGGCAUUUGUGCCAAAGCUUCAGUUCUUGGCAGUGGUACUGCCUAAGGAGCUGCCGCGACUGGUCAAGAUCGAGAGACUACGCAGGAAAUUCCUUGCUGCCAACUUGAAGAAAAUGCUCCGGCAGGUGGGAGUCCAGCCAUACUGGCUGCUGCCCCCUUCGGAGUAUGAACUGACUGACCAGCAAUACUACGGACUUUACAGCACGUUCCCUAAACUGCCACUCGAAGUCUUUGAUAACACUGAUUUCGAUUGUCGUACAGACACGAUAGGAGCCAAAAAGAAGAGAGAGAAGUCCCAAGCGCAGGCCACACCGCGAACGAAGCUAGCUAACUUACAUGCAACCAACUAUGCCUGCUAA